AUGCCCCACGAAUCGGCACCGCCGGUUUCGCUGGUCCAGGUGAAUACGCAAGCGUCCGCCACCAUCAAAGAAGCAGCUCAGGCUGAAGAAGAAGAAGAGCUCAGACCUUCAUCGGAGCUUCAUCACAUCAAGCUUAUAUCCGUGGCGCUCAAGGAGGCCGCCUUGGACCUGCCUUCAUUUCGAGCUUCCGUGACGCAUCUCCAUACCCAGCUCAUGACGACGGAAAAGUGGAUUUUGGCGUUGCGGUCCAGUUUGACCAAGAUCCCCAAACAAGUCAAGGAAUUGCAGAGUUAUGUCAACUCCUUCUUGGAGUAUUUGAUGCCGCAGAGUCUUCUGGAAGGCUUGGUCGACCAGGAGUACACGCAGCAGGCCAUGAAUACGAUCUUCGACGGACUAAAGCUGGUCUGGGAUAUCAGCUUGGGAUUGCUCAAUUACCUGGUUCCCCGGCUAGAAUCCACAAAAGACUCCAUCAUGGAGCAGAUCGCCUUGUACCAAACCCACAAAAUCCGUUUUGACGAGGCCCAGGCCAACUACGACAAGUUUCUACGGAUCCACAUGGCUACACCUAAACUGAAGGACCCAGCUUUGGUCAUGGAGGAUGCCUUGCAGCUUUACGCCGUGAGAAAAGAGUACAUGGAGGCCAGUCUCGAACUUAUUAUCGAGCUCAAUGAGCUUGUGGGGUACGUCAACAACAAAAUUGUCCGUUUUAUCUACCUCAUGUGGCACCAGAAAAUGGAGCGUUUUGGCUCUCAUCCGGUUGUGCAGCAGCUCUUGAACGACGUGUGGGCACAGCUCAAACGUGUUUCUUCCUGGUGUGACAACUAUAGAGGCUCCGUGAAACGCCUUCAUCGUGAUAUGAUGGCUGCAAAAAAGCAGAUCCAGGAGUCCACCAGUGCCAGUUUUGUACCUUCCGGAGACUUGAACGACUACCGAACCACUCACGUCAAUGCAAAGGUUUUGUCCGCUUACCCCGAAUCUGCGGUGGAAAAGCACGGCCAUUUGUUCAUGAAGACGUAUGUUGACAAAUCGACCAAGCCCGUCUGGGUCCAGCGGUGGGCCUUCCUUCAAGGCGGUGUUUUUGGUCUUUUGGUUCUCAAUCCGUCUGGAACGGCCGUUCAAGAGACCGACAAAAUCGGUGCUUUGCUCUGCAACACAAAAUUCACAGCUAACGAAGAAAGACGGUUCUGUUUUGAGCUCAAGACCAUCGAUACAACUCUUGUGUUCCAGACAGAAACAGUGCAGGAGCUAGCAUCGUGGCUCAAGGUCUUUGAAAACGUCAGAACCAGAAUCACCACCAGCGGCGACCCGAUGACCAGUUUGUUUGGGAUCGCCAGUAAUAGGUACCCACCGCUAAUGUCCGAGUUCGCCAACUCCAACAACACAACUACUGAUAGACAAAUGACGAACUCGAAAAUCAUCAACAAGGAGGGCCAGAUCAUCACCUCGUCGAAGCUCUCCGCUCACUUAAUGAAGAACCAGAGGUUGUUCCAGAACUUUGUCUACAAGCAGGUUGCCAGAAUACGACUUCCCUUUUUCACCGAAUCCAGUCGUUCAGCACUUAUAGCCUACAGUUUGGCAGGUUCAACUGCUGUUCCCACAGCCCUCAGCGCUAAUAUCUGGGGAUCACUUAAUUGGGGGUGCUACUAUCUCCACGAAGAUUUCCACCCCAUUUCCUAUGAUGACGUUGCACCAAUGCCAGAGGAGCCAUUUUCUAAGCAGAUUGGUCAGGGAAUUAUGGUACCGGCAAACUAUCCCGAUACGCUUCUUGGUAGUGAAAUCCAGAUGAGAGCGCUUUUCGAAUCCGAGGUUGACAACAACGAAUGCUGUUUACUUUCUUUCUACUGCCUCUGGCUGCCUAAUUCCAACCAAGAGCUUCGAGGCACGGCAUUCUUCACACAAAAAAACUUGUAUUUUUACUUACAUGCUCUGGGAUUUGUGGCCUUGAGCAAAACACCUAUUGACCAGAUUGUCGAAGCAACCUGCGUUGUCAAAAAGAGUUACGACUACAUGAAGAUCUUCAAGGUCAGCGGCUCCAUUAAGACGAAAUUGUUCGUAGGUGACGGUAUCUUGAUUGCUCAAAAGAUCAACGGUAUUAUCCAGAAUAUUGCCAGUGAUAGUCCUUUGUCAAUCGACGGUUUGAUAAACAAGCUCAAAGAUAUCGAGAGGGAGUACGCUUCUGAAAAAGAGCGUAUUGAACGUUUGGCUGAGCAUAAGGCGUCUCCUAAUGAAACCAGCUCCUUUGAAAUCGACCCUAGAAAACAUGAGGAUAAAUCCAGCUUCAGAAUCGAUUUCAGUGAGGAUAUGAACUUCCUCUGCUCUCACACCGUCAAGCUCCUGCCAAAAGCUGUUCUUCAUGCUCUUAUUGGACACAAGUCUCAUAUAAUGGAUGCCUCUUAUCCCGUCGUUUCCGUCAAGUACAUCAGUCAAGGUGCAUGGAUGAAGAUUCCAGGCAACGAACGUGGUUUGUACAGAGACUUCCUUUCGGCCAUUGUUUAUCACAACGGUAAAGCCGAUACUAUCACCGUUAGGCAAGAACUUGAGGAGAUGAGCGAGAAUGAGUACUACUGUUUGAAAAGUCUGAGAUCAACUCUCAAAUUUGGCUUGGUCCAAUUCGAAAUCAGCACGAGAAUAGUCAUUUUUUCCAGCGAAGGCGGCAAUUCUAAGAUUUUGAACUACGCUAAAGCGGAUUUCGACAGGAAGACAAUCUUCAAUCCUCUUCUUCGGAGCUUAUCGAAAACCUUCCAAACCUCCUUUGCCAGAGGUGUAUGCCGUCGUCUUGACAAAAGUGCAAAGGUUAUCGGAAGUCAUGGCCAGGUUGCAAAGGCGAUUUACAUGUACGGAAAAGUGCCUGUCACGGAUGUACCUUACGAAAUUCCUCAGCUGCCUCCAACUCAAUUGGACCUUGACACAUUAUUCCGUUUGACCUUGAGAGGCACACUCGGUUCUAUUAUCAGGCUGAUCUCCACAUUCAUCUAUUUUGUCGUUCGUUCUACACAAUUGUUCUUGAGCAGCUUGUCGAUGAACAAGGUUUUGGUCUUCAUUAUCAUACUUAUGGGAAUGAUGAACGUCUUCCUUAUGGGCAGGUCCACUGUCACCUAUUGGCAGGCUCGUAAUGCCAAAGGUGUCAUGCUAGAUAUUAUUCAGGGUGAGCCAAUGAUAAUGGAGCGGGCCAUUUACUUGAAGGAAGUGCAAGAGCUCAUCAAGAACACACACGUUACCGAAGAUAACUCGACAUGUUUCCGCAUUUUCCAGGACCAGUCGUUCAUCCAGAACUAUGACCAGGCGCUGGCUUGGAAGUUGAAGUAUGAGGACGACAUUGCCCGUUCGGUAGCCACCAAUCUUAGACGGACCUUGCGUGAGAUUGGUAUCAGACGAAACGAAUUGGUGGUGAGUUUGCAAAUGCUCAAUCAACUCGAGGAGGAAGUUGCCAAGGGCGAGUGGCGCAACUGGCUUCUGGACGAGCUUGAAAAAUGCGGCGUUCUCAUGAAUCCAACCAGUGAAGGUGAGACCCUGAAUGAGAUCAAGGCCAGUUACACCGAGGGUGUGGACAACUUGUUAGCAUUUUGCGACUGCUGCUCUAAAGAAAUGGCACAACUCAGAGGCAGCGAAGGCCAGGGCCAGCUGUUAUUUUGA
This is a messenger RNA of Candidozyma duobushaemuli, 3633 nucleotides long. RefSeq lists its product as uncharacterized. Lineage: Eukaryota; Fungi; Ascomycota; Pichiomycetes; Serinales; Metschnikowiaceae. Gene Ontology annotation, cellular component: cytoplasm. The coding region runs from base 1 to 3633 and encodes 1210 amino acids. The transcript has a single exon. Gene Ontology annotation, molecular function: protein binding; GTPase activator activity. The record is from RefSeq and is a predicted model, not a curated record.